UAUUACUGAUGGCUCAGUUUUAAUUCAAGUGGGAGCUUCAUCCGGCAGUCACAGUGUUAUAUGUAAAGACAAAUAAUUGAUAUAACAACAACUAGUCGGGUAUCAUACCACAAAGUAGGAACCUCUCAGCUGCAUGGUGCACUUCAAUGCCAGAUAAUUUCAACAAGCUACGAACGUUUACACCCAUGUAUAGAAACUUUACAAACCCGAGCGGUAAGCCCAAACUGGGCGAUAAAUGUUACGCCGAUGUCUACACUGUCAUCUGCGUUCUAAAUAUCGUGUGUUCGUUGACAGCAUUUUUGGGGAAUUUCUUAGUUCUCGGUGCAGUUUGGAAGACACGAAUCUUACACAAGCCGACGAAUUUGCUCGUCUCUGGACUCGCUGUGUCUGACUUGGGAGUCGGAGUUCUUAUUCAGCCAUUAUUCACUUUGUUUUUGAUUUUGGAAAUGAGAUCAGAGGGAUCUAUUCGAGAUAUGUGGAAGAUCUUUAGAUCCAUACAAGCCGUUUUUCAGUCGGCGACUAUUCUGAUUCUAACUUCGAUUAGCGUAGACAGAUUUCUCGCCCUUCAGCUGCAUUUAAAGUACGUUUCCAUGGUUACAAUUAACAAGACAGCCACCUUACUGUGUUUUAUAUGGGUUACAAGCGCUUUCUGUGCGAUGACGGUUUUCAUCGGCAAUAACUUAUAUCGUAACUUUAUAAUCACGCUUAUAAUGUUGUGUCUCGUGAUAAAUUCUUCCAUGCACUUCAUGAUCUAUCGCAUUUGUCACCGUCACCGAGUUCAGAUUCAAGUUCAAAUACGAGCACAAAACGGGCUAGAAACUCUUAAUAUCAAACGCUACAGGAAAUCUCUGAUCACCAUGAUUUUCUUGUUUAUUUUACUCAUGGCGUGUUAUUUUCCUUAUAUUUGUAUGCGUACUUCUAUGAACUUCAUCCAUUGGUCCUCACCGCUCAAGAAGCUUGUGAUGAGGUGUACGCUCUUUUUGGUUUACUUGAAUUCUUCGCUAAAUCCGCUGGUGUAUUGCUGGCGCAUGAGAGAGAUGCGUUCCGCUGUGAAGCAGUUUUGGAAAUCUCUUCACCCGUGAGAGUGCUUUAAGUCACUCGCUGUCGCCGCAGCUGGUAGAAUAAACUUUAAAAAAUGACAAUGGAAAAUAGAAAUAAAAUUAGAUGAAUAAAUAAAAACGUGAAAGCGCAGGAAGUUAUGGCCCUGUCUACGUGGGUGAAUGAUAACACAGUGGUCAAACGUCUACGCAUGUGCAAACGUUUUAAUGACUUUGAUUAUAGGAACACAGUGGCAAAAUAAGUGCGCAUGCUUGUAUCACACGAGAACAUAUAUGCGUGUAAAGGGAUGGGAGCGACAAUAUUUCCAUAGUAACACUGUCGAGGCAAAAUGGCGGCAUUUUUAAAAUUCCCAUUCCUUGUUUUCAUUUUGCGGGGAUAAGCCCAAACCAAAACAGAUAAGGUUGCAGUUUUCAGGAAAGUUUCUGUCGAACAUCUUCCGUCAUAUAUCUUACUCAACAAAAAAAGGUAUUACGGGAACAGGUAAGAAUUUAGCGGCUCAAGUAAAGUAUCCGUAAUAUUGUCAUCGUCUCCUCUCAGAGAAAACUCCCUGGAGAAGAAGUUUGUUGUAUCAGCAAAAAACCUUGCGUCAGCUUUGUUCGCAAAGGAAAAUUGCUAGCCCUGAACGCUCAAAUUGCUUGAAUAGCGGAGCAUGCGCACCCAUUUUGCCGCUGUGUCAACAAGAGGAAGACUAGAGAUGACUACUCUGUCACGACCGGGUUGUUCUACACAAGCUGCAAAUGACCACUCAAGCCAGUGGAUCAUGGUAUUUUUAAACUUCAAAACAGAAUGGUAAAUUAACAGAAUACUCUUGCUUAAAUACGCUUUUUGUUCGAAAAAUCUCGAUUUUUCCUUUUCCUUACUUUUGUUUCCUUUCACAAAGUUACAUGAACGUUAACUUUCCAAUUUUCUUUCGCUAAUUUUGCAAGAAAGUGGUCGUUUCUUAUACUUACCUGUUUGCGCGAGAAAUUAGCCUGUGGCCAGCCAGAGUUGAUCCCCUCGCGCAUGCCCGACGUUUGAACGCUGCGUUGUGUAUGACUGCGUUGUGUUUGUUAGAGUGGGAAAGUUGAAGAAUGCGACGAGUAUUUCCUCUGGCAGCGUGUGCCCGCGAGCAGGCCCUCAUUAAUUUUUAGCGCUGAGUAAUGAGGCCUUGAGAAACGGAAGUCAGAGAGAGGUGUGUGAGUGAUGUGGCACUACUAAUGAGAGUAUAUGGUUCCAAGUCCCAUGCAGGUCCCUCGUCAGCUUGCUUUCGCCAAAACCUUCAAACUUACUUGCAGGUGAAGGAAUGCUUGUACCGCAGCGCUUAUAAUGAAGGCUUGCUUACAAGCUACGACAGUCUGGGUAUGAAGCAACAUGGAUAUGCGCACGUAUAAACUGCGCGGCGCCUUAUAACGAGAAAUUUUUGUGCGCCGCGAACCUGGAAUAAUACCAUAAGUCUAUAGUAAAUUAUUUAGGGCAUAGCUAGCAUUUUUCUGAGAGGGGUCAUUUUUACCGCUGCCCUACUCAUCAGCAGGCUCGUAUUCAUGCACCAGCAAAGAUUUAGACUCUUCCAAUUCGCGCUUCUUAAUUAAUCCGAAGGCGGAUGGGUGGGGGAAGGUCUUUAGGCAUGUCAGGGGCCCGUUACUACGCCCCUGAUAAUUAUGUUAUUUUAUGAACUCGCAC
This is a messenger RNA of Pocillopora damicornis (cauliflower coral), 2718 nucleotides long. Its product is annotated as melanocortin receptor 5-like. Gene Ontology annotation, biological process: G protein-coupled receptor signaling pathway. The record is from RefSeq and is a predicted model, not a curated record. Gene Ontology annotation, molecular function: G protein-coupled receptor activity. Lineage: Eukaryota; Metazoa; Cnidaria; Anthozoa; Scleractinia; Pocilloporidae. Gene Ontology annotation, cellular component: membrane.